CCCACGCCACCCCCUUUCCGCUCCGGGCUACACGGCCAGGGAAGAAGCACGGACCAGAAAAGGGAAGCCCAAGCCGCGGCCGCGCCGCCCCCACUCCUCCUCGCUUUGCCACUUCCGUUCCGAAUUUUGGUUUGAUUCCGUUUUGGGGAGGAGGAAGGAUGGUGCGGGGGAAGACGGAGAUGAAGCGGAUAGAGAACGCGACGAGCCGGCAGGUGACCUUCUCCAAGCGCCGGAACGGGCUGCUCAAGAAGGCCUUCGAGCUCUCGGUGCUCUGCGACGCCGAGGUCGCGCUCGUCGUCUUCUCCCCGCGUGGAAGGCUCUACGAGUUCGCCAGCGCCGCCAGCUUGGAAAAAUCGAUUGACCGCUAUAAGGCAUAUACAAAGAAUAAUGCUAAUAACAAGACAGUACAAGAAGAUAUACAGCAAAUAAAAGCUGAUACUGUAAGCUUGGCAAAGAAACUUGAAGCUCUUGAAGAUUUGAAACGAAAGAUAUUGGGUGAAAAUUUAGGAGGAUGCUCGGUUGAAGAACUACACAGUCUUGAGCUUAAAAUCGAGAAGAGCCUCCGAACAAUCAGAGGAAAGAAGACCCAGGUGCUGGAGCAGCAGAUAGCUAAGCUGAAAGAGAAGGAGAAGACGCUGCUCAAACACAAUGAAGACUUACGUGAAAAGCAGGGGAUCCUUGAGGCACCGCUGGUGGUUCCCGCCCUGAACUGUGUGGCGCCCUUGCAGUUGCGAGAUGCCCCGGAGCCGGUGAAGAGCGACGACGACGUGGAGACGGAGCUCUACAUAGGGCUGCCCGGCAGGGAUCGCUGCUCCAACCGGCCGUCAGGUUAGGCCAAGUAGUCAGCUGAUCGAUGCAACCACACCCGCAGGCGGUGUGCACUGUCAAAUUAACCUGCCAAAGGAAUAAACUCUCUGCACCAGCAGGCAUGAAGUGCCCAGGCAGAAGCCCAGCAUUUCCUUAUAUUUAGUUAGUAUCUGUAAUCUCUUGCAAAAUGUAAUUUAGCGGCAGCGACGAUGGCAAACCUGCAGCGAACCUCUCCGAGAUCUGAAAGUGAAACGCCCAGCGCACAUAGUUCUAUUCCUUCGCCUGGCUUUGUAUAUGUAUAAAAUUCAGUACGAGGUUGAUGUUGAUCA
Molecule: messenger RNA, 1136 nt
Organism: Lolium rigidum
Lineage: Eukaryota; Viridiplantae; Streptophyta; Magnoliopsida; Poales; Poaceae
Product: MADS-box transcription factor 56-like
Exons: 8
Coding region: 159-833 (224 amino acids)
Biological process (GO): positive regulation of transcription by RNA polymerase II
Cellular component (GO): nucleus
Molecular function (GO): RNA polymerase II cis-regulatory region sequence-specific DNA binding; DNA-binding transcription factor activity, RNA polymerase II-specific; protein dimerization activity
Source: RefSeq, a predicted model, not a curated record